AUGGAAAGUCUCCCGUUAGACCCGUCGCACCCAGCCGUGCGGGACUACCUCCAUCUCAUCCGCCUGCAAGUCCUAACCCCGCUCUCGCUGGUCAUUAACAUGGCCACCGUGCUCGUCUGCACCGUCAUCGCCGCCCCCGGCAUCGGCGACGUCGCGUCCCUCCACCCAACCCCCAUCACCCCCGCCAAGAUGCCCAUCGCCGUCUACGCGGUGCUCAUCUACGUCGCGCAGAUCGGGUACUGCCUCCUGCUCGUCACCGCGCGCAAGCCCGCGACGAAGCAGACCUUCCUCAAGGGCGUCGGGCUCGCGCUCGUGCUCGCGAACUGGGCCGUCGCGUUCUGGGCGAUCGCGUGGGUGAUGCAGGCCUUCCUCCUCUCGACGAUUCUGCUGGCGGUCCUGCUGUUGCUGCUCGCGUACGCGAACCUCGUGCUCGCGGUGUACCACGAGCCCGCGAGCUGGAAAGAGCGCCCGCUCGAUUUGUUGUUCAUACACGCGCCGCUGAAGUUCAUCAUGCUACACCUCACCUACCCGCCCUCGCAGCCCAACGAGGCGAUGCGCCACGCCCUCCCCUCCGCGAUCGUCAUGCUCUCGACGAACAUCGUCUCCCUCCUCGUCAUCGUCGCGCGGCAGGACCUCGUGUGGUGCAUCGGCGCCGUGUGGGUGGCCGUGAGCAUCUGGGUCGGGCGCUGGCGCGCCGUCGGCGUUUGGGUCCCCGCCCUCGCAUUCACCGUCCUCCACCCCGUCGCGCUCGUCGCCUCUGCGCUCUACCUCCGCCUGCGCAAGCCGAAGCAGCCGAUCGCGCUCCCGCCGGACGAGGAGGAGCAGGUGCGUCUGUUUUCGCUCGAUCCCCGCUCUCCCUCGUCUCUCUUCUGUGGCACUGAGACGCUGACGAGCUAUACCGUAGGCCGCGCGAACGCAGAGACCCGCGGGUGA
Messenger RNA from Gloeophyllum trabeum ATCC 11539, 933 nucleotides. RefSeq lists its product as uncharacterized. The transcript has 5 exons. Lineage: Eukaryota; Fungi; Basidiomycota; Agaricomycetes; Gloeophyllales; Gloeophyllaceae. The record is from RefSeq and is a predicted model, not a curated record. Bases 1 to 933 code for a protein of 310 amino acids.